CGUCCUGAACUAAACCAGCCGUUUCAUAAGGUGUCAGCAGCAUAGCAAUAAUUAUCAAAUUCUAUAUAGGGUUCAUCGCUACAGCCUCUUACCUUGUUCAGAAACUCCCUCUUGCUAGCUUUUCAAUUUUCAAUAUGCAUCUUCUUCUUCUUUUUGUUCUUCCUCUUAUUUUCAUCUUGAAAUUUGUCUACUCCACAAUAUUGGUUCCGUGGAGGACACGAAACCACUUCCUCAAGCAAGGCAUUGAUGGACCUGCCUACCGUCCGAUCAUCGGCAACUCGGCCGAGAUCCGCCUUAUGUUCAAAGAAGCUCAGUCAAAGCGAGUCCCUUUUGACCACAACGUACUCGGACGCACGCUUCCAUUUUACCCUAGCUGGUCCAAAGUGUACGGGAAGAACUUCUUGUACUGGUUCGGGUCAAAGCCCAGGCUGGCUAUAGCCGACCCGGAAAUGAUCAAACAAGUCCUUAUCAAUACCAGUGGAUCGUUUCAGAGGGUACCUUUAACUCCUUCCUCUAGGGUUCUCUUUGGAGAUGGACUUCCUGCGCUCGAAGGUGAAAGAUGGGCUUUCCAUAGAAAAAUUGUAAACCAAGCCUUCAAAAUGGAGCGAGUCGAGGAUUGGGUGCCACAAAUUGUGGACAUUACCAAGAAGAUGAUGGAGGAGUGGGAGGAUAUAAGGGGAGGAAGAGAUGAGUUUGAAAUGGAGGUACACAAACAAAUGCAUGAGGUAUCAGCAGAUGUUAUGUCCAGAACAGUUUUCGGAAGCAGUUUUGAAGAGGGAAAGCGUAUUUUCAACUUGCAAAAACUGCAAAUGCAUCUUUUCCUUAAGGCAGUUCAGAGCAUCUAUAUUCCUGGAUUCAGAUUUUUGCCUACCAAGGAUAACAGAGAGAGAUGGAGACUAAAUAAGGAAAUCUGUGAAUCAAUACGGAUGUUGAUUGUGAAUAAUAGCAAAAACCUAGAGGAAUCAAAAGUUCUGCUGAGUCUAUUAAUGUCUUCUUACAAGAAUCUGGAUGGUGUAGAGGAAAAACUAGGGCUACAGGAGAUUAUAGAAGAAUGCAAGGCCUUUUACUUUGUUGGCAAGGAAACAAUUGCUAAUCUUUUGACUUGGUCACUUAUCCUUCUGGCGCGGCAUCAGGAAUGGCAAAGCAAGGCUAGAGAAGAAGUGAUUAGUUUCCUUUGUGGACACAAUAAGCAUCCAGUCGAAGAGAAUUUGAACGACCUCAAGAUUGUAAGCAUGAUAAUUAACGAAGCACUUAGACUCUAUCCUCCUGGUGUGCUACUAAAUAGGCAAACAUCAAAGAAGGUUAAGCUUGGGAGCCUGGAAAUUCCUGCUGAUACACAACUUGUCGUGCCCUUGAUUGCUGUUCAUCACGACACUGAUAUAUGGGGUAAAGAUGCCAAUGAAUUCAAUCCAUCAAGGUUCUUGGAGCCUCGAAGGCAUUUAGCCUCGUUUCUUCCAUUUGGUUUAGGGACCAGAUACUGCCCCGGUCAGAAUUUAGCACUUGUUGAAGCAAAACUGGUCUUAGCAAUCAUCGUCAGACACUAUUCUUUCACGGUGUCACCUACAUAUGUCCAUGCCCCAAAGUUGUAUGUAAACUUAGAGCCCCAAUUUGGCGCUCAACUCCUAUUUACAAGGAUUCCCUAGGGGUUAUGUUAUACAUCCCUCUGUACAAGAACUCCUGAUCAAAAUAAAUGACUUCUGAACC
Molecule: messenger RNA, 1704 nt
Organism: Rosa rugosa (rugosa rose)
Lineage: Eukaryota; Viridiplantae; Streptophyta; Magnoliopsida; Rosales; Rosaceae
Product: cytochrome P450 734A1-like
Exons: 4
Coding region: 135-1643 (502 amino acids)
Molecular function (GO): heme binding; monooxygenase activity; iron ion binding
Source: RefSeq, a predicted model, not a curated record